Molecule: messenger RNA, 1045 nt
Organism: Archocentrus centrarchus (flier cichlid)
Lineage: Eukaryota; Metazoa; Chordata; Actinopteri; Cichliformes; Cichlidae
Product: troponin C, skeletal muscle
Exons: 6
Coding region: 107-589 (160 amino acids)
Cellular component (GO): myosin II complex
Molecular function (GO): calcium ion binding
Source: RefSeq, a predicted model, not a curated record
AUCACUUGACGUCUAGUCUCUCUGUUGGGGUGCACACGGAUUGACCACUCCUUUGGGCUUUUCUUUUAUCCUUGGAUAUUUGGGGGGGAAAAGCUAAUCCACAAACAUGACUGACGCGCAACAAGAGGCCCGCUCCUACCUGAGCGAGGAAAUGCUGGCUGAGUUCAAGGCCGCCUUUGACAUGUUCGACACCGAUGGUGGCGGUGAUAUCAGCACCAAGGAGUUGGGUACCGUGAUGAGGAUGCUGGGCCAGAACCCGACAAGAGAGGAGUUGGAUGAGAUCAUUGAGGAGGUCGAUGAGGACGGUAGCGGUACCAUCGACUUCGAGGAGUUCUUGGUCAUGAUGGUGAGGCUGAUGAAGGAGGACCAGGCCGGCAAGAGCGAGGAAGAGUUGGCAGAAUGCUUCCGUGUGUUCGACAAGAACGGAGACGGUUACAUCGACAGAGAGGAGUUUGCCCUCAUCAUCCGCAGCACCGGCGAGUCCAUCUCAGAGGAGGAAAUUGAUGAGCUGUUGAAGGAUGGAGACAAGAACAACGACGGCAUGCUGGACUUUGACGAAUUCCUCAAGAUGAUGGAGAAUGUGCAGUAGAACAAGAAAGACUCAUGGACAUUCCUCCACCCUCCUGUGAACCCCCAUUCUGACCCACUCAAACUCCCUACCACACUUCCUCCUUCUCCUUGUCCACCUGGUUCCCUGCCUCUCUUCUCCAUCUUUAUAAAAAUCCUCAACAGACAGCUAGAGCACCCGCUGGUGGGGGAGUCCCUGGUUUGCUUGUAAAUGCAGACGCCCCCUAGAUGCCAUGCUGACACUGUGCCCUGUAACAGGACAGCAAGGCCGCAUUGGGGUUCUUCACUGCACACAGCUUUUGCAGUAUGAUGUGUCACCAGUGACCCCACCCCCCCCCCCCUCUGCUGGUAAAGCUCUGAUCUAGAUGUAGUCUAGAUAGACAGGCAGCCUGUUACCUGCUGCUUAGACCAAUGAAUUCAACCACUUCACUGUACAAAGAAGUCAUUUGCUUGAAAUGAAUAAAUGAACUAACACAUG